Anarrhichthys ocellatus (wolf-eel) is the source of this 4322-nucleotide messenger RNA. RefSeq names its product RAP1, GTP-GDP dissociation stimulator 1 (gene rap1gds1). Gene Ontology annotation, molecular function: protein binding; guanyl-nucleotide exchange factor activity. The coding region runs from base 359 to 2182 and encodes 607 amino acids. The transcript is spliced from 15 exons. Gene Ontology annotation, biological process: positive regulation of GTPase activity. The record is from RefSeq and is a predicted model, not a curated record. Lineage: Eukaryota; Metazoa; Chordata; Actinopteri; Perciformes; Anarhichadidae.
UCCUCGGCUGUGGCAUGUCAGACUGAGCCAGUCGUCCAGGGGAGCGCCAGCCACCAGGUCUUGACUGUUGGUGAGAAUAUGAGAGGAAGUCUCAUUGUGUUAACCUGCUAGUCACCCGGUGUACAGGCCACUGUACAGCAGCAUCCAUCUGAGCACGACUGCCCGACCGGACUGGUGGCUGCUGUUGCUACCUAACUGGCUAGCUAGCUAGCUAACCUCAACCCGCUAACUUCGCCAGUUUAAGGCGGUUUAACGGACAGACGGUGUGUGGAAAGCGGGGCCUCCGGCUAGUACGACUCGGUUUACAGCUGGAGAGCUGAACACCCCUGUUUAUUUUCCGAAGCAACAUCCUGCUGAGAUGGACAACCUCAGUGAUGCCCUGGAGAAGCUGAAGCUGGCGUCCACAGACAGCGCCACUGACAGCGUGGAGAGCUGUCUGGACUGCCUGCUGAAAGCACUCUCCAACAACAACACCGAGGCCAGUGUGAAGAUCCAGGAGAUGGGCGUUCUCCCCCUGCUUCCCCCCUUGCUAAGCCCCCAGUCCUCCUGCACCCCUAAAGUAGCCAACAUCAUAGCUGAGGUGGCCAAAAAUGAGUUCAUGCGGAGUCCCUGCGUCGAAGCCGGCCUCAUCCCUCCUCUAACUCAGCUGUUAAACUCACCCAACCAGGAGGUUCUCCUGCAGACUGGCCGAGCGCUUGGCAACAUCUGUUAUGACAGCCAUGAGGGCAGGAGUGCAGUUGACCUGGCAGGAGGGGCUCAGAUAGUAGCUGAACACAUUAAAUCCCUCUCCCAAAAUACUGAGCCGGAAAAUGAGAAGCUCUUGACUGUCUUUUGUGGCAUGCUGAUGAACUAUAGCAAUGAUAAUGAUUCCUUGCAAGCUCAGCUGAUCAAUAUGGGGGUGAUUCCCACUCUGGUGCAGCUGCUAGGCAUUCAUUCCCACAACGCAGCCCUGACAGAAAUGUGUCUAAUUGCCUUUGGGAAUUUGGCUGAACUUGAGUCCAGCAAAGAGCAGUUUGCCUCCACUAAUAUUGCUGAGGAGCUGGUGCGUCUUUUCCAGAAGCAGGCAGAGCACGAGAAGAAGGAAAUGAUUUUUGAGGUUCUGGCUCCACUUGCAGAAAAUGAUGUGAUAAAGCUCCAGCUGGUGGAGGCAGGCCUGGUGGAGUGUCUCCUGGAGGUGGUGGCUCAGACUGUAGACGGAGAGAGGGAGGAGGACAUCGCCCAGCUCAAGACUGCCUCAGACCUCAUCGUCCUCCUGCUGCUGGGAGAUGAGUCCAUGCAGAAGCUGUUUGAGGGAGGAAAGGGCAGCGUCUUCCAGAGGGUCUUGUCCUGGAUUCCAUCUCAUAACCACCAGCUGCAGCUCGCUGGGGCUCUGGCCAUUGCCAAUUUUGCUCGCAACGAUGGGAAUUGCAUCCACAUGGUGGACACUGGCAUCGUGCAGAAGCUUCUGGAGCUGUUGGAUCGGCACGUUGAGGAAGGCAACGUCACCGUUCAGCAUGCAGCACUGAGUGCCCUGCGGAACCUGGCCAUUCCUGUGGUAAACAAAUCCAAGAUGCUGUCAGCUGGUGUAGCAGACGUGGUGUUGAGGUUUUUGCAAUCAGAGAUGCCUCCAGUCCAGUUUAAACUCCUGGGGACGUUACGCAUGCUCAUCGAUACACAAGCUGAAGCUGCAGACCAGCUGGGAACCAAUGGGAAGCUAGUGGAGAGGCUAGUGGAGUGGUGUGAAGCCAAAGAUCACGCAGGGGUGAUGGGCGAGUCCAACAGGCUGCUGUCGGCCCUCAUCCGACACAGCAAGUCCAAGGAAGUCGUCAGAACUGUCAUCCAGGGAGGAGGAGUCAAGCACUUAGUUACCAUGGCAACUAGUGAGCAUAUGAUUAUGCAGAACGAAGCACUGGUGGCUUUGGGUCUCAUAGCAGCGCUGGAUUUGGUUGCAGCUGAGAAGGACUUUGUCGGAGCCAACUUGGUGUCGGUGCUUCACAAGCUGCUGUCAGAUGAGAGGAGCGCACCGGAGAUCAAGUACAACUCUAUGAUCCUCAUCUGUGCAGUCAUGGGCUCAGAGCCCCUCCACAAAGAGGUCCAGAGCCUGGCAUUCAUCGACGUGGUGUCCAAGCUGAGGGCCCACGAAAACAAAACGGUCUCCCACCAGGCGUCCCUCACAGAGCAGCGAUUAACUGCCCAGAGCUAAAUGACUGUCCGACCCCGCCCACACCCAUCCACCCAAAACGCCUGCCUGACCACCCAAUCACCCAGUGACACCUCAUGACUGCUCUCCCCUCUGUGCCCCAUCGUCACGUGCCAAGGUACCAUUUCGCGUUAACUGCCAGCCAAGACCUGGUCAUGUCUCUGCCCUGCCCACCUCCACCAGGGUUAGACUGAUGUGGAUUUAUUAUACAAAUCAUGAAAUCUGAGCAUUUUCUAAUGUCAUUUUAUUUUGAAUUACAACAAUUCAACGAGAAUGAAAUCGUCAAGAGGGUGGAAAAGCCUCUGAAACCAUUUUUAGACUUGUGUGGGACACCAAUACUCUCCCUUGAAAGCCAUAAUAAUGAGAUUUAUUUAGGUGGGUUAGCAGGUCCUUAACAAAGCCACGCCCCUUAAACGCUCAAUGGACACCGUAGACUUCCUGGUCUACCUGCAUCGGUCCAACCCUGGUCCCCUCCUCUACUUGUGCAUGCAUCUUCUGCUACAAGUAGCUCCACAAACAGCCUAACGCAAUAGAUAAGAGACGACACUCUUUUACGACCAUAGCUGUGAGACCAUCCACCGGUAACCCACCAGUGAAAAAAUGUGCACAAAAGAACAAAAAAAAAAAGACUUCCUGUUGUGAUUUUUCCUUCAUUUUUAAGAAAAGCAGCCAUCCAUGAUGUGCCCAGUUGUGUCCCAUGUAGCUCAAGUAUAAAUUGACCAGAAAAUGUGCAUGUUUUAGUCCUGUUUAAGGUGUGACAGUGUUCAUUUGACCUCUACCGCUCGCAUAGUCCCAAAGUCCAGCCUGCCCUCCUCCACUGACACCUCCAGUCUUGUACACUUUUGUUUGCACUUGUUGUUUACGACUCGGAUCGAGAGAUUUUAUCAGAUUUUUAAUUCCACAGUUGUCCGAACACAUUCCCUCUGCUGCAGCAGCUGUACAGUGAACUCCGCCCCUUCCCUGAACGAGGGUCCUGUAAGAACCAGGUGAAGCAAACGUAGUGGAGCACAGAGCUGUAGUCAAGUCUACCUUCAGUCUGCUCCAGGUCACCUCCAAGACCGAGGGUACAGCCACGGUGAAGUCCAGACCACAAUAGGGAAUUGGAAAUAGAAUUCAAUGAGUAACAAGUUUAACUAUCAAUAGGGAGCUCUGAUCCAAAGCCGUCAUAAUGCGUAUCAGUCCAAAGUUGGACAUUUCAAAAAGAUGUUGUAAAUACAUACACAGCAACCUAUAAGGUGAGAAUGUCAGGUAGGUGCAAAGUAACAAAACAUGCAAUUGAGUGAAAAAGAAAGGUCUCUUCCAUUAACAUCAUUUCAAACUGGGUGGAAUCAAAGAUGUCUUUGAUUCCACAUGGAUGGUUUUGACUUGAAUUAAUUAAACCUUGUUUUUCUUACUUUGCGCCUACCUGGCAGUUUUUCCCCAUCCUUUAUGUCGUUAAGCAGAUUGCCUCUCCAACAUCUCUCCAUUAGUUGCCGAUCACUUUGACACCUUGCGUAGCCAGAUCUCUACAGAUGAACGUCUUGUUUGCAGCACUGUGGACAAACUCAGAAAAUAUCAAUAGAAGAUCAAUUUUAAAUGAUAUUUUGGAUGGGCAUGAAAUGGUGGAGUAAUCUAUGAAGAGCAGCCAAGAACAAGUCACUUUCAAGUCAGAGUAGACAUGAGACUAAGAAUUCAGAAAGUAGACUAGAGCACUACAGCCUGUGAGAUACAGUUAUAACGCACCAUAGAGCCCCAAGAGAUGAUCACAAACUUGCUGUAAUUCUUCCAUAUGAAAUAAAGUGUGUGUGUUGUGGAGCAGUGUGAAUGCUGCCUCUGAAUGGUCACUGUAUUUAACCACAGGCCUCUCUCUCUAUGUACCACAGUUGCUUUCUGCUAACACGUCAGCAUGUUCACAUACCACCCCGUCUCCUGGUCUGGGCCCAUGCUUUUUCUUUUCUCUUUUUUAAAGGUAUGAAUGGUUAUUUAUCAGAUGUGUGCUCUUUCUAAAGACACAUGCCUGUGGAGAUGUAUCCAUAGUAACUGUGUGAAAUCCUAUAAACUUAAGUGUUUGUUGUAAAUGUCAUGAGUUGUACAUUUGGAGGAUUGUAACUCAGCAGAUAAUUAAAAGAUGAUAGCUGGUGAUGGCUGACGUCUUCAAUCCCUA